This is a messenger RNA of Cataglyphis hispanica, 3055 nucleotides long. RefSeq names its product calponin homology domain-containing protein DDB_G0272472-like (gene Incenp). The record is from RefSeq and is a predicted model, not a curated record. The transcript is spliced from 7 exons. The coding region runs from base 230 to 2779 and encodes 849 amino acids. Lineage: Eukaryota; Metazoa; Arthropoda; Insecta; Hymenoptera; Formicidae.
AUCCUGACGAGUCUUGUCUUGGAUGAGCCCGCCAAGAAGCGACGCGCGCUCAUGUGUAGCGUGUAGUCUGACUUACGGUUUCGUAUCCAAAUAUUAUCUCAUAUAUUAUUUUCGAAUACGCGUUAUGUUGCCGAAACUUGCGCUGUUGGGAUAAGAAUUCAAUUUGACAUUAGUGUUUUCGUGUUUUGACACGCGACUUCAAGAACAAUUUCAUCCUCACUCUCUCAUCAUGAACAUCAAAUCGAAAGACGAGAUUCGAGAUAUAAUUGCAAAGGAUUUUCUAAGCAUCCACAAUCGUAGCGUGGAACUACGAAAGCGUCUUGACGAGAAUUUCGAGGACAGUGUGACUUAUCUUCGAGCAUUGGUUUCUCAAUUGUCACAACAUUCAUCCGGCCCGCUUGUCGUGAAGACUCCGAAGAUAGUGCGGAAGAAAGCGGUUCAACGUAUCGAAACUAUACCAGAAAAUGAGGUAUUUCAACGAGAAGAUAUUUCCUCAGUGGAUUCUCUUCAAUCUCUUAAUGAGCAGAAGCAAGAAGCGAACGAGGAGAUGGUAGGUGGUAGGGUAAAGAGAAGUGCAUCCAAGAAAGCAGCAGAUAAUAUCAAAAAACAAUACUCUAUCACUUUGUCUGGAAAACUGAGACAGCCAUCUGAUGAAAAUGAAAAUGAGAAUGUCAUUACAAAAAAGAUAAAAAGGGAAAGUCAGAUCAAGAGAAAAAAGUCUGCGACAAGUAGUUCUGAUGAAGAGGAUACUAAGAGUGGUUCUAAAUAUAGUAAGAUAGAUGAGAAUCAAAUGGAAAUAAAAAGAUCUACGAGAAGAACAACAAAGAAAAAAUUUGAACAAAUUGAUGAACAACAACCUGUUGUAGUUCUUACAAAAACUAAACAAGUUGAAAAAAUUAAGAAAAGGGAUAUUUCUGAAUCGCCAAAAUCAAUACGUUCUAGUAGAUCAAGCUCUAAAAAAUCUCAAAAAGAAGCAAAUGAAGUUAAUGAUGUGAUGUCAAAUAUUGAUGACGUUGAAGAACCAUCUAUGUACGAGGAUGCAAUUGGAAAACCUAUUCCAAUCAUGAAUUCAACUAUGAAAUCUAGUUCUGCUCUGUCUGGAAAAAUAUUUGAUGCUACAGUGGUAUUGGGACGUGUGUCCCAGAAGAAAUUAAAUGAAACAGUGGUAAUACAAAAAGCACCAAGUAAAAAGAAUGGACAAUCAAACAAAAGAACAAGUGUGAGGAAUAACUUGCAAUCAAAUGAACAAACUAUACAAUAUAACAAUUAUGAUGAAUUAAUCACAGAUGAUGAAUCAUCACCUGAAGAAAAGCAAAAGAAGCAGAAUAUUAAGAACGAAAAAACACGCGCGAUCUCGAUGUCUAGCGAGGACGAAAUUCCUAAUACACCAAUGGAAACGCGUAUUAAAGACAUGAUUGCAUCCACAGCCACACACGAAGCUAAAAUUACAUAUAAAUCGAACGCAUUAUUCAGUCCUUAUGCAAAAGAGUCUGUAAAGAAACGAGUUGAAGCUUUUGAGCAAGCAGUGAUGUAUAGUCCCAAGUCAGUUGAUGUAGACAUUCCGGUUAGAGUAACUAGAACGAAAACUCGUGCAAUGAUUGCUACUGGAAUAGAUACGAAUAAUUCAGAGAAAAAUGUUGCGCAAAUAUUAGCUCGUAAGUCGCUUGCAAAAGCAAAGAGGAUUUCAUUAGCAAAACAAAAGAAAGGCAAUGAAGAAUUUAAAGAGAAUAAGGAGCAAAUGCCAGAACGAAUUGCCAAAUUAUUGCUAAAUGAUAAAUCAAAUAUAAAGCAAACUCAAUUACAAAAAGUGACACCUUUGAGCAAAAUAAGAAUGAUCCAGCCUUCAACAUCUGUGAAUCGUAUUCACACUCCUUCGCAUGCUCAAAAUCUUUUGAAUUAUCCGAAAGCAUUAACCGCUUCUCGUUCGAAUAUCGUUAGUAACAUAGAUUCCUUUAUUCAACCUCCAAAAAGUAUCAGUAAAGCCACAUCAGUGGAGAAAUUAGAAGAUAAGAGACGGCACGAGGAAGAUGUGAAAAAGAAGAGAGAAGAAGCCUUGAGACUACAAACAGAAGAAAAGAAAAGAAAACGACAGGAAAAAGAACUCAAAAAUAAAUUAGCAAGAGAAGCUAAGGAGAAGCAAGAACUGGUGAAACGGCAAAAAGCUGAGAGAGAAAGAGAAGAAAAGGCAAGAUUAGCCCUUCUAAUGCAAGAAAAGCAGCGCGAAGAAUUGGAAAAGAAGCGUCUUGCUCAAUUGCAGCGAGCGCAAGAGAAGGAAGAACGUCGCAAACUAGAAGAGCAACAGAGAUUGCAGAAAUUGCAAGAGCAAGAGGAAACGGAACGUUUGCUUGCUGAGCAAAAACGUCGGGAACAAGAAGCUGAGAAACGUAAGGAAAUGGAAGCAAGAACCCAAGCUGCUGAGGCACUAAAACAGAAAAAUCAGAUGCUUGCUGCUCAAGCUAAAUAUAAACAAGCUAAAAAUCAAGGUGUGACAAAUUAUGUGUUGGAUAGCGAUCCAGAUGAUGAUGAUUCGGAUGAUGAAAGUAGACCGAAACACGAGAUACCGUAUUGGGCGCAGCCACAUGUUCGUAAAGCGCAACUUGGGUUGCAACGAUACAUUGCGCAGGAAUUUGUUUUCAAGUUAUUCGAUACUCGUAAGUGUACACCAAAUUUAGCUGAAUUAUUUACUGGUAUAGAUAGAACACGAUUGGAACGUACAUCAAGUGCAAUCUGGAAAACACCGCCGCGUUAUUCCAUGAUGAAAAACAGAUUAGAGUCGUAAUUAAAUCUAAUGUUACACUUACAAAUUCUUAUAAGCACACAUAUAUAGCUAUUAUCAUAUGUAUGCAACAAACAAGUGAUGAUAUUUGAAUCAAUAAUUUGAAUAUCGCAUGCAUGCGAAAAACAUGAGGGCAAAUUGUUCAUUGUUAUAUCCUGAUGUUCAUAGUGUGACAAAAUGUAUGUAUUUUAUAAUUUGAUAAAUCAUAGUUUUCAUUUCUUAUUUAUAUACCAGUCAUUAUACAUAUUGUAUUCGAUAAGUAGAUUAAAGCCUGUAGUU